UACCCAAGUCCAAAUCUACCAUGUGUCCGCAUAAUGAGCCGCAUCUACUCGCACGCCUCUCCAGCGACCGUCGUACAGAAUCGCCUAUCCGCGGCACACGAUUGGACCGCCAUGAUCUGCACCGCAGCCGCAUCCAUUGGUAUUCCGACACGGGCCAGCUGCUUGCAGAGAACGGACAAACGGUGUGGGUGUGAUACGUAAAGCCACCUCCCCCCAACAUCAUGGCUGCGGCUGGGCCGCUGGGACAUUCCCACGAUAUCCCCAUCAUUUCCAUCGCUCCUUCCAUGAGCCUCGUGAGUAUCGCCAGCGCUAGCACUACGUCUACGGCCAGCAGCAGCAGCAGCAUCAGCAGCGGGGACUCAAUCCGCGAGAUCCCCACCAGGCCUCGCUCCUCCUCCUCCUCCCGCUCUUCCAACCACUCCAUCUCCUCGGUGCCCUGGAACGGCCGGGGACUAUUCCCACCCCCCUUCGUCUCCACGGGCCACAUCACUGUUCCAGAGCCCGCCCACCACCGCGAGCCAAGUAUAAAUCUCGAAUCACUGCAGGACCCAUCGUCGCCCGAGGGGCCGCCGGCAUACACACCCGUGCCACUACCGCACGAGGAGCCACCAAAGUACCGGGCCACCGCGUCUGUAUGGGAGAUGUUUCGAUGCGGGGGAAGGGUGGGGGGACGGGUGUGGGUUUCUGAGGGAAAGGAGUGGAAGAAGUGCUGGUGUAUCACCAUCCCCGUCAUGCUGUUUCUAUCCCUGGUCCUUGUGGUUGCAGUGGUAUUUGGUGUGCGAUCAAGCUCCGAAGAUGUGGAAGAGACGGAGGAGGCGGCGGAUGAUGGAUCGGGAUAUACAAUCCGCCCGCUCCCGUUCCUAAACCCCGGGAUCUUCCACUUCCGCCUGCCCGCCUCCUCAAGCAACAGCAACUGCACGAUCAACGACUCCCUGUGGUCGUGCGCCUCCUACGGCCCCUCCCCGUUCACCUGGGAGCUCAUCCGCAGCCCGCUCACCGUCCCCGACUUCUCCGCCGCGGGGAUAGAGACAUCAUACAUCCUCCUCCCGCGGUCACCGCCGUACUUCCCUGCGAGCCGCCUGCAGUACACGCGCGACAGCGCCGGAGUAGCGCGGUACUUCGCCGAUAUCCCGCACGACAAGGUGACGUACGCCUACAACAUCACCAGCCGCCUAUCACGUGGCAACGGGACCCCGCAAUCAUUCGCGAUCCCCGACAACGCGACGGCGGCGGACCUGCUCGCCGAGCUACCAGAAUACACUGGCCUGGGGGACGAGGAUGUGACAAGAUGUGUCUGGGGCCACACCCUGCUCUCGAUCGACCUAUACAUCGACGCGGACCCGCUGGCGUUCACGCCCACGGCGGGCACCGCGGGCACAGACAUUCCCGUGUGGCCGGGCCGGACGACGGUGCGCGAGCGCCGGGACUCUCGUGUGCGGGAGGAUGAGCCCGGGGUGGUCUCCCGUGGAGCGUAUUGUGGGACGCUGCGGAUACGGGAUGGCAAGGUGGUGGCGGUGGAGGAGAUGGAAUUCGUUAGGGAGUUUGAGGAGUUUGUGGAGGCUUCCGACCCCGCGGCUGAUGGUGGUGAUGGUGCACGGGGUGUGCCCGAAGGCGGGAAUCAGGAGUGCGAAUGCUCCUGGGGAAUGGGGGUGGAGAGCGGGUGAUACGUCCCCGAUCUGACUGACUGACUGGGUUGCGGGACUGGAUUUUACAGUUUCCUGGGUAGAGACUGUGAAUGGGAAUAGGAUGAUACCCGGUUCGGUUUGGUAGGCCUGGCCGAUGGAGCAGCUGCGCCUCGGGGACGGGUACAU
Tricharina praecox is the source of this 1811-nucleotide messenger RNA. RefSeq lists its product as uncharacterized. The record is from RefSeq and is a predicted model, not a curated record. Lineage: Eukaryota; Fungi; Ascomycota; Pezizomycetes; Pezizales; Pyronemataceae. The transcript has 2 exons. The coding region runs from base 222 to 1664 and encodes 480 amino acids.